AUGCUAUCCCUCCCGGCCAACUGGGCUUUUCGAAGCAGUGUGCGGUGCUGGCGACGCCGGGCUGUGCUACGAGUGGCUCUGAAGGCCUCGGACAUCGACGGUGCCCGUUGGUACUCGACCCCAAUUCGCGGGGGUGUCACGAGCAUGGAGGAGAUACUGGCCAGGGUCGUUGCACCUUUACCCACGUACGAGACCAGAGACAAGUACCCUCCUCCCCCCGAAUCGAACAGCUUGGAGUUCAUGCACUUCUACGGAAGUCUCGAGAAGGAAGAGAAACUCGAGUUCUUGACGAAGCUGUCGCACGACUUCGGGGUGGACCACAAAGGCAUUUCCGAGCUCGCCUUGAGGCUGUUGGACGCUCAGCUGCGAGAUUUGGCGACCGUUCUGCAAGUCGAAGACAGGCUGCGAUAUGGCCUGACGCCCCGUUAUAAGCAGCUGCUCAACCACAUAAGCAGGGUCGAAGGUGGUGUGAAGUUUCUGGUGGAUCUCCGAGCCGAUUUGCUGGAAAUGAUCUCAUCCAAAGCUAGCGAGACCCCGCAAAUAAGGGACCUGAACGGCACGCUGAAGAGCCUUCUGUCCGAGUGGUUCUCUGUGGGUCUGCUUCGACUGGAGAGAAUCACCUGGCAGUCCCCCUGCGACAUCCUACAGAGGGUCAGCCAGUAUGAGGCCGUGCACCCUAUAAGGAACUGGACGGACCUGAAGCGCAGAGUUGGGCCGUACCGCCGCUGUUAUGCCUUCACCCAUGCCGCCAUGCCGGGAGAACCCCUGGUUGUGCUACACGUGGCCCUCACUGAAGACAUCUCUGAUAACAUUCAGAGUAUCGUCCGUGAGUUCGCCACUCUCGACUCCGAGGAGGACGUGAAUAAGAUCAAUGCGGCCAUCUUCUACUCCAUCUCCUCCACCCAAGCUGGCCUUCAAGGGGUGGAGCUCGGCAAUUACCUCAUCAAGAGGGUGGUCCGGGAACUACAGAGCGAGUUCCCUCACAUGGCCCAGUUCUCCAGCCUGUCUCCGAUCCCGGGCUUCUCCUCGUGGCUCCAAGGUCAGCUCGGGCAGUGCAAGAAGGAAGGCCGGGGCUCCGACCUCCUGUCCGAGCACGAGUGGGAGCAGGUGCAACAGGCCGUGGACUCGGCGCCGGGGUCGGCGGCCAUCGAGGCCCUCCGCAAGCUCAUCGCCACCGGUGAGUGGACGCGCUCCGCGAGCCUGACCCGCGUCCUGGAGCCCGUCCUGAUGCGCCUCUGCGCCUGGUACCUGUACGGGGAGAAGAGGCGCGGCUACGCUCUCAACCCGGUGGCCAACUUCCACCUGCAAAACGGCGCCACCAUGUGGCGGCUCAACUGGAGCGCCGACACCAGCCCCAGGGGCGUGGCGAACGCCUGCGGCAUCAUGGUGAACUAUCGUUACUUCCUGAACGAGACGACCAAAAACAGCGCCCUGUACCUGCAGAACAAGGCCAUCACGGCGUCGGAGCAGGUGGUGGGGCUGGUGUCCCAAUUUCAGAAGAGCAGCAAACUUUGACAGCGAGACGAUGACAAACCCACAAACGCAUACCGGUUCGGGUUAGUUCGGCGCGUGACACCAUUUAUACGUUAACUGGCUGACUUGAUUGUAUAGUAUUUGACAGAGACACCGCUCGAUGGAUGUCCGCCGGUAUUACUUUAGAAUUGAGAUUGGCCAAUUGGUCACAUGACGCGUCUGUGUGUAGUGCGUAGGGUGGGCUUCUUGCCUCAUCGGGUUUCUGGGUGAAUUUGUUUGAUAUUGUGUAAGUGCCUCUCAGGCUGAGAGACUGCGGCUAAUGAAGCACGAGGCAUCUAUCAAUGCUUUUCCAUGUUCUUGGAUAACUGUGCGCGCGUGCGUGCGUGUGUGUGUGUGUGUGUAAUGGUGAAGCAAUGAGGGAGUGCAACUACUGGAAUAAAUGAUGUUUAGAGUCUUUCAUUUGUCUGCACCGUUUCCCUGCAAAUAUGUUGAUGAAUGGAAGAGAGUUGGAUCGCGUCUGUUUUUCCUAGAGGACUGUUUUUAAAUUGGGUUAAUCAUUCUCACUACAGCAUACUACACAAAAUACAUUGGAUCAAAGAGUAGAAUUGUUAUUUUAUUGGACAUAACUCGAAACAAAAUGGAUUUCUUUUUGUCGAUGGGUGCUCAUGCUGAUUUACUGGACUAAACCCUCCUGCUGCAUCAUUCAUGGGAUUUUCUUUUGAGUAUUCAGCACACACACACACACACACACACACACACACCUCCAGAAAGCCAUCGUAGAUGUUCGAACUGUGCCGUACAGGUGCCAAGCAGGGCUCAUACCAGCCCACUCUAUUGUUAAUAAUAUAUCACAGCAAGUUGACUGUGAAAUUACAUUUUAUCUCUCCAAGGAGAAAAACUUUCGUUUUUGUCACACCAUCUGCAGCCGCCCACCCAGUCUCACCCCUAUUCUUUUUCUCCCUCAUUGUGCAACUCUGUGUCUUAGAAACUAAUGGAGUGGGAAAUAAAGUUAAAGUAAAUGGUUAGAUUGAUGAUGUUCAGUUGCCAUGGGAGGAGGGGAGGAGGGAAGAGGAUAAAGAGGGCCGUGGUUUAAGGGUGCCCUUGAUAGAUGGUACAAGUGUCUACAGAGAUAUUGGAGACAUUAUGAGAAGCGUGCAUGUGCGUGCGGACACAGAAGAAAGACACUGUCACGCCAUCUCCCUUUAGAUUACGCUGUAUGUUUAUAUGGGUUGCCAGGGAAACGACUGACGUAUUCCACGCUGGCUCCUGGCUUUUUUGUUUUGUUUUUGUUGGAGUAACCGCUUCCUGGUGAGUGAGUGCAGAGCGGUAUGGGUUACAAGUCCACCGGCUUUUUAAAAUGACAUUUUUAAAAUGUAUCAUACAGUGAAAGUAAUUACUUUUCGGUCCGUAGUAGUCAGUCGGGUGUUUCCCAUUGGAGGAAUUAGAAGAGAAACGCCUCACAAACUUCAGAUAGGAUAAAUGAAAUAAUCCCAACCCCUUCAGUUGAUGCUUAAAAAGGACGUUCCACUUUUCACGCGUUAAAGAGUUAAUUUGAAAAUAGCUUUUCAAAUGAAUGGAAUCUGAAUCUGUUCUCAAAUGGCAGUGAAAUUGGAUAGCCAUGUUUGAGCUUUUUGUAGACAAAUGUCCCGGCACGUAUUCUGAUCACUGACAGUUGUCAUAUGGGCUCAAUGUGUGCUUAGACCAGGCUUCAUUUGGGUCUAAUCAGAUUGCAGUUUUGUCCCAUUUCCAGCCCAGCACAUGUUAAUAAUGAAUUCACAGCCAAGUUCAAUAUUUUACUGCUACAUUGUCAGACAUGGCAAUACUUUCCAAAAAGCACCAUAAGACCUGAUUACAAUUGAUUAGAAAGUGUGGGCUGUGAAAAUUCAUGCCUCAGCUAAAAAUAAUUCAGUAAUUCAGACAAUCCAUUUUUUCCUUUUUUUUUUUUUAAACAUGAGAGGAUGUGGUGUAUUUAAUAUCUUAUACCUCAUUUGUAGGAAAUUGCCUUACAAAUGAAGCUAAUCCAUUUUUUACAGAUCACAGUGGCAAGACAAGUAGAGCGGUGGCCAUGGUGCUUUCAUUUUCUAAUUCAUUCUGAUAAGAUCUGAGAUACAAAACCCUUUUUUAUUCAUCUACACGGCCAUUUUAAAGCACAACUAUAGAACCGGAUUGUAACACUGAUAAACUUUGAAAUGUUGUAUUUUAUAACAACAUGUGAGAACGUAAAACCAAAGAAAAUAAUUUCAAAAAUGUUAUUUCAAUUGAUUUGAAAUACUUUCAUGAUUUUUAUUUAGAAAUAAUUUCUAUACAAAAUUGGUAUUUCUCCCAAAUCACCUUCAACUGCAGGUACUUCAUUGAAGCACUUUUAACUUAUAAAAGAGAAAAAAUAAUCCGCCCUGGUACUGAACACAAACCUAUUGCAGCAGUUCUUAGCUGUGCCACCGAGGAAAACAAUCGUGCCGCAUCAGAUUCAUUCGAUUACAGGUAUCAAAGGCAACAAUGGCUGAAAGAAAUGUCACAAAGCACAACAAAAAAUGAGAUAUUAAUUACUGAACCUUCCAGCUGAAUUUUCUUGGAAAUAUCAAACCUCAAACACCAAACCUCAGCUAUGCUUACAAAUGAUUCCUUUGACAUCAACAGCUCCCUUAAGCUUUAUAUAUUUAAAAAAGGUACAAGGCUGGGGAAACUUUUAUUGUUACUAAGUAUUUAACACUCAAAAAUGUUAAUCUGUUUCAUCAGGAUUGAGUAGUUCAAGACACAUCUGUCGUUACAUUUUAACUUGAACGUUGCUCAAUUACGAUUUGUAAUCAAAAGUAUGUGACAUCACCUUUUUCCCCACCAGAGUCCGGCCCACUCGGAACCCGAAAGAAGCUUUAAAAAAAAAGAAAAGAAAAGAGAAGUCUCUCAUGUGUAGAUAACAAAGACGGCUUCAACUUUGACAGAUGGUUUUAGGAUUCAAUCCCUCACAGUCAAAAGAUUAUUGAAAUAAGAUUACUGGUUAAACGUGAAUAAAUGAAUAAAUAGAUGCAAGUACAGUAGCAUGUCAAGCACUGCUUUGCCUUAACAGCCUUAAAGAUGUUGACCCUUUCAGGUCCACGUGCGUAAAAUACAUUAACUAGUAGUCAGAUCUGGGGUCAUGUACCAUGAUUUUUAAAAUGUGGCCAUUUCAACAUCACCGUGUUCUACAUUUUAGAGCCGUUGACAGUUUAAAUGUUUAAAGCUCGCCGACUCGUCGGUGUGUAAAAAAAACAGACGUGUGUGUUUUUGAUUGUCUGACCUUCAUAAAAGGUCUGUACGAGUUUGGGAGCGGCGCCUCACGUCGCCUCUGAACAUGUGUACGGUAAGCCGGUGGCUGAUGGUGCUUGGAGCUAAUGCUGCUAACAGCUGAUGGUGCUAACUAUGGCAAAAGUGCCCACGGCCCUAACAAAGCCCACUAGUUGGCGGGGACGACAUUAUUGGUUGCACACGCACACGACACUUCAGUCUCUAAUAAAAUGUUGUUAAAUGCUGCUCCUUUAACCGACUACUGAAGUCGGGAAAGUGUAUCUUCUGUGUUAAUAUGCAAGAGUCCGUAUGUGGCUCAAAGAGCGGCUCACUUAUUGUAUUCUUUCAUUCGGCCAUUAGCUCAGGUUGAAGGAUGUGUCUGCUGAAAUUUUAUAGGGUGUGGCACACUUUCUCGUGACAUUUGGGGGGAAAUAAAUCCAUCCCGCUUCUUUGGCUUGAGUAAUUUUUUAAGAUGAGGACAUUUUCUAAAUGUCAUUGUGUGGUCUAUUCAGAGCAGUGUUGGCGGGUAAGGGAUGAUGUGUAGAAAGUGGGAUUUUUCUGUUCCAACUGAAGGGAGAGGGGGAAAAAAAACAGGUCUUACCUGUAGGCCACUGACUUAUCUUUGUGUGUGUGUGUGUGUGUGUGUGUGUGUUUGUUUGUGUGAUGAGUGAGCGCACAAUUCAUCCAAGUGUGUUAAUCCAUUCUGGUUGCUGUCGCCGGCCCUCUUUCAUGCUUCUCACCUCAGAUCACCACCAUUCUCCACCUUCUCCGCCCAUUGGUAACCCGACCCUGCCCCCCUCAUCCAAUACCUUGGUCUGUCUUCAAAGGGCUUCACGGCUUCAGGAGAAAUACACACACCCGGAAACACACACACACACACACACACACACACACACACACACACACACACACACACACACACACACACACACACACACACAUACAAAUGUGAAUAGCCACACACAGCGACACACACUGCCUUUAAGGAUCGGCCCACACUGCAAGAUGUAACCUUUAGAGGGCAGCAGAGUUUCACUCAGGGUGAAUUAGCACACACACACACACACAGUAGUUGCAAGGAUGCUUCCCUAAUGUGGUGGCUGGGCCCGCACACACACACACACACACACACACACACAAACACAUUCCUUGCUUUUCUUAAUUCCCAUACCUUCUUACAUUCCCUGAGCUGUAUUUGCUGUCAUUCCUUCCAGCUCACCCCACCCACCCAUUGCGUCCCAGAUGAGGAGCGAGUUGGAGAUUGACAGAUCUGCUAUAUCUAGUUAUAGGCCGUAAUUAAAACUAAUUUGUCUUGCUGAUGACAUUUUCCGCACACUCCUUCAUCCAUUGCAAUCAGCCAAGUAUUAGCUGACCUGACGUCUUGUAUCAGAAUAGGUUAUUGAAUGAAAAGGAGGUAAACAGGCUUAGCAACGGUGGCAUCACCCGAGGGGAAAGCCACUGCAGGCAUUAUACAGCUGCCAGACUGAUUGAAAUGAGAGUGUGAAAACCUCUCUGAGUAUGAGAGAGAAAGUGACAGGGACAAACAUGAGUGCUUGCAUUCAUAAUUCUAACAUUUCCCUGGAUCAGUGACAGAUUUUUCAGGAAGACAUUGAACAGAAGAUAAAGCGAGAUAUGCGCACAAGUUGACUCUGAGUUUGAUGAUGAUCAGCUAAAUAGAGGAGGUGAUGAUCACUCACAAAUCACCUUUCCUUUUGUCCUGUGCAAUGGAUAUCUGGACAAACUGGGCAUGUGUGUUAUCUGGAGACACGUUUCUGUCGAUCCUGCUGGUGAAAUGAAGUGCCUCCUACUGUGCACGAGUCAAAUCGCUCUUUUGAGAGUCGGGAAACAAACCAGAUCUUCUUACCUACAUUGUUUGUACUUGUCAUUCUUCUCCUCUGAGUAGAAAGGCAUCUUUAAGGGCUGUAAUAUUUGCAACACAAUGGCGCUUUCAUUGGCCCGUUUCAAUUAUACAUAAAUAUUGUUGUUUAAAUGAUUCCCAUUACAGAUGAAUACUGUCCCACAAUGAAACCAAAACACCAGUAUGGGCAUACUGUUUGAGAAAUGACUAUAACAUAUGUCAACCAAUGAUGAAAAGUCAAGGGUUACAGAGCUAUGAGGUAUAAUCUGUGGAAACAGUGUCCGCACAAAAUGUACUGUUAAUCCAUGCAAUACAUCGGCAUGGAUCAAAGUCCUGUACGGAUUGACUGACCUGAAACAAAAGAUGCAGAAAAGGCAAAAAUAUUCUGACUUGUAAUAUUUGUCUCUAAAAACAUUGGCUCUGUAACUGCAGACCUCCCCUGCCUGGUGCUUACAUCUUUGGAAGUUUGUGAGCUUUUGACAAAGCACUUUCACAGCUACAGAAGAUGUUUCAUUAUUAAUUAGCAGUGUCUUGAAAGCUGAUAAAGAUCAAAAUCACAUGUCUCUCAUACAUAAUAGUGAAAUAAUCAUACGGCAAUGAAGUUUGUGAAGUCAUGCUACCAAUUUAUGUUUGAUAUAAAGCUCGCAGGUGUGAUAUUAAAAUGCAAUAUGGUAUUUUAUUCAUUCAUUUCAAUGAAUUUCAACUUGUGUCUUUGAAAGAUUCCUUCAUCUGAUGAAACAUACAACUCAUACAGGGAGAGAGAGAGAGAGAGAGAGAGAGAGAGAGACUUCAUACUUUUCCUCUCUUCCGCUGUCAAGCUGGGUAAUAAGUCAAUGGCUUUUCCUGUCAACACGCUUCGUCUUUUACAGUCACUGCGUGCGUCCCAGCGACCCAUUAAGGCUGCAGACCUCCUCUACACUUUCAGUUUCACUUACGCGUCUAGAGUUGUCUUCGAAAGCCCCCCCCCCCUUCCUCCCCAGAUCAGAACACACCACCCUCUCGCUCCGUGUCUUGCCCUCCCUUCUUCCAGCGCUGCAUAUUUAGAGAGUGCGGGGUCGCACUUCAUGAAGCUGUGAGCCUCAUUUAAAUAGAUGCAGCAGCUGGGCCGACACGCUGGCCUCGCCUUGUGAAUCCACGCUCCUCUCGCACCAGGAGAGAGGGAGAGAGAGAGAGAGAGCAGAAGCCGACAACGGUGUAACAAAUUGCGUUUUCUUAUUUUCACCCCGUUGAUUUAUUCGUUCUUUCUACUGCACCGCCACAAAAAUCCACAGCCCACUAACCCGGCACCCGUCGGCCACACCCCCAUCCCGUUUGCCAUCCAGCUCCAUCCUGUGGAGCAGAAGGCCCGUGGCCGUGGUAAUGAGGGGGGUUAAUUGGCCUCGCUGUGUCUUUAGGAGGCUGGAUAGUGACGACAGCGGUCGUCUCUGGAUGCUUACCCUCUGCUCUUUUCACAUAAUCGGAAAUCCUCCCCAAGCAGUCCUCUUUGGCUGGGCGGCUUUCACGUGGAAAAUUUCACACACACACACCUUUCAAGCUAUUCAAUUACUCAGGGAUCUCACUCAGGGAUACUGCAUUCCAUCCGUAAGCCGAGUUGAUUUGCAUUUCCAGGCAAUGAUAGCACAAGUUAGAGGGAAAAGAGAGGCGACAAAAUGCUGAGGUGAUGGAUCACCUGUCUCUGGCAAUAUUCAAGACUCUGCAAGGUGCGGAUGCAACGGAGAAUAAUGUUUACGUGCUUACUAACAUUCUAGUCUGGGAUCCGAUUGGGGUUAUAAUGUGAACAUGAAGCUACUUCAUAUACCUGCAGACCAACAGUGACCAUGUUUCUGGUACCUCAGCCAGUGAGGUGGACCUCAGUCUGGUUGCUAGAGUAGAUCUGGACUGGUCCGGACCAUGUGGUCUUCAGAUGUGGUAGUAAAGUAGAAAAGUAGUGCAGUGUGAGUGUGUUUCUUGGGCAGAAAGGGGGGUGUGUUCAGUGCAAUCCAGUAAUCCUCAUCUGUCUUUUUCUUCCUAUUUAUCCUAACUUUCAUCAGCAUCCUUUCUAUUUCCGCUCAGCCACUCCCUCCUUUCUAGUCCCUUCAUCCAUCUUGACUCUGCAGUCAGAUGGGUCUCUCCAGGUGACCGAUGAGCAGGGCCAUCGAUCACUAUAAUCUCAGCCUUUUACAGUUAAUGAAAUCCCUGUUGGCUCACUCGGUAAGCACACUGUUGGGUGCACUUUCACAAACGCACACAUCCACCCACACACAGUAUGGAAGUCGAGUGUUUGUGGGUACUUGAUUAAAUCAAUAGUAGUACAGAGACAUGGAUAAGCAGACAGAUGGAUGCAUUCAGCGGAUCAUUACCUUGUGUUCCAUUCACCACUGCUGCUCAUUCCCCAAUAAUGCAUCUUUUAGCUUUUUCUUCUAGACUAUUUGCCCCCCGUCUCACUGUGCCUCUCUGCGUGCUUUUGACCAUGCCGUCAUCAGAGAAGCUUUUAUUUAGGGGCAAGGUGUUCGGGUGAGCCUUGACAGAGCGGCAGUGUCAAGAUUCAUGAGGCGUGGCCCCACCAUGAGCGACAGAAAAAAUAUAUAUACAUAGUUGUUUAUUAUACUAAAAAUACAUUUUAGAAAUAGUCAUUAUUUGUGCUUUUGAAACGUGGAUUAUAUGCCCGGUAAUAUUUGUAAAUUAAGAUAUUGGGACGUUUAGCUAACUAGUUAGCUACAUGCUAACGGCGUAUACUCACGCACCUCGGGCAUGACGUCGCCGUGUUUAAGUUUAACGUCGCUACCCAGCUGCGACGCACGCAGGACUGCGGUGAGGACACACAAGCAGAACGUGGAUGAAAGAAGGCGCAUUUUAUCCAAAUUAAUUCACCAUGUGAAGUUUUGAGUUGGUUUUUCCUCUCACAUAGAGAUAAACUAAAAUAGAUUUUAUAUUAAUAUAUUUUUUAGAUGAUAGUUAUAUCUUAUUCUAAAUUGUUUGAAUAAUAUGUCCUCAUUAUGCUAAACUGUUGGAAUAAAUGUUAAAUAUUUAACUGGAUGGUAUUGAGGUUUGAUACCCUUUUUUGCAUUGAAUGAUACUGGGAUGUUUACUGAAACUGAUUAGCUGGCCCUACCAAAAAAAUAAAAAAUUCCACCAGCCGGCACUGCAAGCACACCACAAGGUUCUCCUUUAAUGAACAAAUGCAACAAACAAGAUGCACACAGAAAGGACAACUAAAUUCACUCUCUGGAGUCUGGAGAAAGCUGUUGCUAAGAGCACACAACCUCAAGUGGUGUAUUUAUGACCUUGGUUGCUCUAAAGAAAUUGGACACACACACACACACACACACACACACACCGUAUGUAGGAUGAAAGUUAUCCCUUAGUUUAAUAAGCAAAUGAUGGAUGAGAGAAUCAUUAUAAGAUGCCUUUGAAAUAUUGCACAUAUCGCUUUGGAAUUUUAGAAUGUAACACCGGCUAAAAAUGAUAUAUCUUUUAGUAGUGAAUAUUGUUAAUUCAUACACAACAAAUUGAUGUUAAUGUUUGGAAAAAGAUUCCCACCGGGUCGUUCAUCUUAUUCACCAUAUGCUUUGCAUCACAUUAUUGGGUUAUUUGCCAACCAUUUGCAGGAAUAUGGGCUGAUCACUGCAUGCAUAAAAAAAUAAGGAAACUUUCAAAUUUAAGGAAACUGUUGGCACUAAAUACGUGAACAUCAAGUCCGUGCUGGUGGAGGAUUUUGGAGGCAAGAAGGCUUCCAUCCAGAAGCUUUCCCUGCAGAGCGCUAGCUAAUAUGGAGUUCAGGAAGCCACAAGCCCCCCACCUGCUGCUAUAUAUAUGCUGCAGAGUAGAACAAUAAUACACAUGUACAUAAAGUUACCAGUAUCACAUGAUAGAGGGCACGUUUCCUGAUCACCGUUACAUGCACAUUACAUUUAGCUGCCGCUUUAAUCCACAGCAACUUUCAAUAUUAGUCCCCUUGGGGAAAUUUGUGCGCUUUACCCAUCCCACAAAGUGGGAGCAGUGUGCUGCUGUAAAGGCAGCCAAGGCAGUUUAGGGUUGGGAUUCAAACCGCCAACCCCUACGCCACGCGUCACCGUCGCCCUGUACGGGAAUAAACGGACAGUCUUGCACUUCAAGCACCUCACCUGGUGAUUACCCGUUAGUAGAAUUACUACCAAGGCUAAUUGAGGAAUUGGAAGGGGCAUGGCACUGAACUAGCUGAAUUGGAUGGAUGAGACGAAGUUGGCAGCAGCGGAGUGGAGGCCUUGAAGUGGACUGAACGCAUCCCUGGUUCAGACCCGACGCACAGCGAUUAUGCUUUAAUUAAUGAAUUCUGUGACCUUCUCUAUCUCUACGGCCUUUCAGGCACAUUGGCCCACGGCAAAUAAAACACCUUAAAUGGAGCUGUGCAGCGAGAGCCGCAGCCCUCCGUGUGCACGUGGGUGUCGUCUGUGGGCGUGCCGCGGUGUUGGAGACGGGGAGACACAUUGUCCGCCGCGGCAGGUGCCGAGAUGGAUUUAUUGUUCACACAGAUGGCACCUUUAGUUUGGAACUGGGGGCUAAAGUUAGCAUUGCAUUGCAGCACCAAUGCUAGAUGCUAAUUAGUUUCUUAGACGCAACAAUAACGGGGACCACAGCUGAGGUCCAUCCCACCUGUUUUUCAUAAUGCAAGUGUAUCUUGUAAAAGUGACAGAAGAUCUAUAUAAUCAAAACUAUCAUCUUAUUAUUUUGUUUGGUCAGUCACUCAAUUUUUGGUAUGGUUAGUGUAAUAUAAGAUGAACCCUGAGUAAAAUAAAUAUGUCUUCUACACAGCAGCACGACGGUGCAUACAUGUGCUGACUGCAGUGCAGCUCCUCCACCAUGAAGUCUGCCACAUUCUGUAGUUCGCUCUGAUUUCAUCCUUAUCAGACAGGGCCUUAAAAGGUGGCCACUGCUGUCAGGGAAGUGACAAAUUAUUCAUGAUUCUGCUGCCACAUACCGAGGGGGAUGGGGAUAUUUUCGAGUAGCUACUUAGAAUCACAUUCUGUUAACUUGUUAGAAUGUUAACUUGUGUAUAAUUCCCAAUUUCUAUUGAUGUAUUUGCACUUAAUCUUGCUAAAUUCUACAAGGCAAAUAAAUUAAAUUAAAACUUUUUCCUUGGCCCCAUUUGCCUUUGUAAGAAAAUGUUCUAUUUUGUCUUUAUUAUUUUGUCAGAAUGCACCAGAAUGCUUCGUUUGUAUGUGAAAAAAAAACUUUAUUUAGCCCCCCCUACAAUAAAAUUCACCAGCCGCCACUGACAACACUUAAACAAUCAUUACCGUAAAUUAGUCCUUGUCAUGAAGACUGAGGUGCAGAAAAAUAGCUCUAACAGUUGACUACAUUUUAGGGUUUUUUAAAACCUGAAUUUGAAUGAAGUUAGACCUUGUAACACUGAACACACACACGCACACAGUAGGUUUUUGUCCAUGCCUUUUUUUCUCAAAAUGUUCUUAAACUCACAGGAACAAAGAUAUGCAUGAAAGUGUUGGCGCAGCCUUGAAAUGGAAGACCAAAGGAACAUUAAUGGAUCCAUCAAGGCGCUCGCCGUCUUCUUUCCGACCACAGAGACAUCACUAUUCUACCGCGACAGCUUGACCAAUCUCAGGCAAAGCAGGGGAAUAAACACGUCUGCAGGAGAGACGGGAGGAGAAUGGAGUAGCUGGGAGAGGGGAAGCGGAACAACAUCAGAGAAAAUGCAUACAAUCUUGGAAAGCGUAGUGGUUUGCGCAGGAUAAGCCUCUGGGUAAAGGGACUGUAUCUCUGGGGAUUCUCGGGUGGCCAGAAGAUAUUUGGCCAAAGACUUUGUUUUCAGUGCGCUGCUUAAUUGGUAAAGGUCCAAUAAGAAAUUUGAGAUGCAAAACUGGAGUUGAAGUUGAAAGACAACAUACCCAACCGGAUUAUUUCACAUGUAGCCAGUGACAAGCUAAUUUUAGAAAAUCAUCAUGGGAAAAUAACAGGUGGGCUUCCAGACUCUAAUCCCGCCUCUGUUCACUGUUCAAAAGGUAUUUGGAAACACCACAGGGACACAUGGAAUGUUCAUAGAUAUCAUAAGAUAAAUGAAUAAGUGUUUAUGGGCAAGUUCGCUUUACAUAUUUAAUAUUAUAACACGGGUAGAUGAAAUCCAGCGUUCUCAUUGGUUGAGAGCGAGGCACGGGGGGGCAAUAAGGUACGAGAGGCUGUACUUUAUCGUCCAAAAUAAUUUUGCCUGAUACUUUUCAAAUGUGUCUUUUCUCUCUGCUUCCACCUCCUUUGCAGCCCACUUGCAUGGUUCUUUUACUUCAGUAAAGCAUAUGAAGAAAACAACAAACAAUUACUUUUAAGGAUAUGCCUUGUUUAGCAACUAUUUUUUUUACCAAAGUCAUGGACAAAUCUGUCCAGUGUUUUAAUUAUUUACUUUAUUUAACAGCGUCUUGCUUGUGCAAAAAGACGCCUUUGUUAAAUUGGACAACUGUAGAACAUCCUUCUUCAAUUGCUACUUUAGGGAAACAUGGUGAUCCGUUUGUCCACAUAUAUGGACUGAAAUGAUUCGUCUUUCUCCAACUACAACAAAAGAAAACAGCCAGCAACAAUCAAAACGUUGUGUUCUCACUGAUAGAUCCAGUUACUCAAUGGUGAAUCUUUAUAGAAUCAGUUCAAGGAGGAAAUUCCUGCCUCUGGAUGAAGAAGUAGUGUCAAUAGAAAUGAGAAGUCGGGCGCUAAAUGAGUCGUUAUGAGGUCCAUGCAAGACAUCUAACAUUAGCAUAUUAAAUCAUGCUGGCUGCCUUCGACUCAAGGCCUCUGUCAGAGUUUGAGGGGGGAAGCAGAAUAUACACAGCGUGUACACUUCAUGCCUCAACUAUUCCCUCUCCUCUGUCUGACACUAGCACAGCCAUUAGCAAACUAUUGAGCUGUAACAAAAUGGCAAAAUCAUGAUGGCAUCAAAUCAAGCUCUGGAAACAAUGUGUGGGAUCGUACUGAUGCUUUCCAUGUGUUUCCAUUAAAAUAAAAAAGGGGACAUCCAAUGUGAUGGGCCUGUAUCUAGGGAGCUAGGGAUGGUACAGAAUGCAAUAUCCAUUAACAUGACUCUGCAACGGAUAUGUACAAUACGUAUUUCAAUAAAUGAACCAUGACAUUUGUUACAUAGUUCAAAUAUAAUUCAACUCCUUAUUAUAUAGAUACCUUAUUGUCACUAAACAAAUCAGAAAGGUGUGUUUUUUUUUCAUUCUAUUUUUCCAAUCCCUUUGCCUGUGAUGUUUUCCACAUGGAGCCCCCAAUAAACUGCCCUCACUUGCGCCUUUAAAGCAAGCAGGGUUUUCCAAAAAAAAGGACAUCUGCUCCCCGUCCCCGGGUUUGAUGUCAGAUUGGUCUUGUUUGCGACUUUUGUUGUUCAUGUUUGUGGGCAUCUGUUUUGGGAACGAACAACUGUCUCCUCACAGUUCUUUGUAGACUCUCAUUAGCAUUUCCCAGUUUAAUUCUGUCAUCCUCCCCGAAUGAGUUACAACUCUCCUCCCUGAGGGCGUUUAUAGCCGAACAAACGGGUAGUUUUACGUGUCCUGACUGGGGUGAAAAUACGGGGAAUUUAGGUCUUCAUUAUACAACAAAGUAUUCAUAAACGUUUCAAUUAUCAUUAUGAGUGUGGUUAUUUGAGAGCACCACUACACCACUGUGUUCAGUUAUUGUAAAGCGGCUUUGUGUGUGUGUGAGGCGAGUGCAUAGAUUUAGAAACUACAAACACAUAUGGCUGCGUUAUUGAGUACACAAGGAUAACAGUCUGGAUGAAAAAUAAUAGAUAAUAACUAUAGAAUUCCUAGUACCAGUUCACAUAAUCUCCUUACCGCAUUACAAGGAAACAUUCUUUAUUCAAAAAAGCAGUUCACAGUCCAUCCACACAGUAAGAAUGUAGUGUGAUGGUAAAUUCCUCAUGUUUAAGUAUUGCAUGUGAACUGGUAAAUAAAAGUCUCCUAUUUAACAUCUACAUUAUGCGUGUGAACUGCCUGAAUUUCAAACGUUGUGUAUAUUCUCAGUGAGCGUUAUCUUCAGCAAGUAGCUGCUGUAUUCUCCUUGAAUUAUGUAAUGUUAUCAGGGCAGACUUUGUAUUUUUUCUCUUUGUAUUAUUUGUAUCCAUGCAGAGAACCAAGUGGAAACUGGAUAAGUAUUCCAUGUGUGCGUAAGUAUACGUGACCAGAAAAGCAGAUUCUGAUUGACGAGUGAAAGGUAAAAACGAUGUAAAAUACAAGGGACACAUCAAAUUGACUUUUCAAUACUAUUUUUUUACUGGUUUCCAGCAAAUUGCUCCAUCUGUAAACGCUGAAUGUCAAACAUUGUUGAAAAUAAUUAUCAAGAAAUGUGGAUGUCAUAAACAAUGACUACUUUUUUUUUUCUCCAAACCUUGAGCACCAGCCUCUCUAUGUAGAUGUGCCAUUAAAUGCUUGAAAUAACCCACAAAUAAAAUCAAUAUGCACUGCUA
Molecule: messenger RNA, 15014 nt
Organism: Pungitius pungitius (ninespine stickleback)
Lineage: Eukaryota; Metazoa; Chordata; Actinopteri; Perciformes; Gasterosteidae
Gene: mlycd
Product: malonyl-CoA decarboxylase
Exons: 5
Coding region: 1-1515 (504 amino acids)
Biological process (GO): malonyl-CoA catabolic process; fatty acid biosynthetic process; acetyl-CoA biosynthetic process
Cellular component (GO): mitochondrial matrix; peroxisomal matrix
Molecular function (GO): malonyl-CoA decarboxylase activity
Source: RefSeq, a predicted model, not a curated record